AUGAGAGUAGGUAAGGGCUGUGCAAGGUGCCGCCAUCGCCAUAUACGCUGUGUGAUUCCUACCGGCGCAUCAUCUUGCACUCCAUGUUCACGACUUGGUCGGGUGUGUCAUCUCGAUCCCCGCUUCCAGUUCAAGUCUGUGCAUCACGUUCAUCAGAGAAUCAAUGGAGCGCUUGCUCUGUUUAAGCUUGACUGGAAGGAUGACCAAGUCUGGGUGGACGUAUCACAACCUGUGACAUUCGUCCUUGACGCGACUGAUGGAUUAGUUGCAGAUUUGCCGAGUGAAUGGGAAGAAGAAAAUGGCCUAGAGUCAGAGCAGAGCCCUAGUACUCGUAGAAAAACUCAAGGUCUUCACGCACAUACCACGAACCAAAAUCAUCCCCACGGCCAGCUUUAUGGAGAUCACCCUCAUCACGGCCGCCAAAAUAGUUCUCCUGGCCAAGAUCCAGAUGAUAAAUCUGCACUGUCUCUGAGAGAGGCAUUCUUGGUGCGCCAUUUCAUUCAGAAAUUAGCACCAUGGGCCGAUAUUUGUGAUGUCCACUCACACUUCAGCACCGAAGUUCCGAAACGCGCGUUGAAGAAUAAAAUGGUAUUGAAAGCUAUUUUGGCAUUAUCUGCACGACACGAUGCGAUUGUAACGAACGACAAUGACUGGGAGGCUUCGGCUUAUCAUGGACAAUGCUUAGAGUUAUUGAUUGCGGCACUGGACCAAGCCGAGACAAACUACGACGAGAAUAUGCUUAUCACCGUUGUGAUUCUUCGGAUAUACGAAGAGCUGGAGAACAAUACUGACCAGAAGUUCCAUUUGCUUGGAUCCAAUCGUCUGGUGAAUCUCAUGGCCCGCUCUGCAUCCUCUGGCGGAGUUGCAGAGGCAGUGAGUUGGCAGUUCUUGCGACAAGCUAUUUACGCAUCGGUGGUACAGCAUCAGCCUUUGCAGCUAGACAUGCAAAACUAUGAGCGCUCGUCAAUUUUUGACCGCCGAGAUGAUGCCGCAUGCGCGAGUAUGAUCAUCUAUCAUUGCGCACGCAUACUGCAGCUAUACUUUGAUGCGCCUGGGAAUGUUGUCAACCGAGAGGAUUGGUAUCGCAUAUCAAACUGCGUGAACGAGUGGAAUGAAACUAAACCACCAACUUGGCAGCCAAUUUGGUACCAAGCAUCGAGUGUGGCGGCUCGCCGGCCUUUUCCUGAGCUCUGGAUGAUAUCGCCGCCUGCAGUGAUCGGAAUGCAAUAUUACUACUCAGCGUGUAUUUUCCUUGCUUUAUCCGAGGCUUCAUCACCUCACAUGAGCGAUUAUGAGAUGGCCCGUUCAAGACGACUGAAGGAAAAAACGAUCGCUGAUUAUCUUGUCGUGGUUAUUGGUCUUUCGAUAUCGAACGAAAGCGUUGAGAAUGCAUAUUUUAUGGCGUCGCAUUUGUUACACCGCUUCGGCUACUGUCUUCGACAAAAGCUUCAGCAGCAAGGAUCAUUGGACUUCUUGAUUCGAGUUGAAAAGGUGCUAGGCUGGCGUACUUCAUGGAUAAUGGAGGAGCUACAGCGCCAAUGGACCGAGCUAGCUGCGUUAGAAGAGGCCUGA
Molecule: messenger RNA, 1572 nt
Organism: Penicillium paradoxum
Lineage: Eukaryota; Fungi; Ascomycota; Eurotiomycetes; Eurotiales; Aspergillaceae
Product: Zn(II)2Cys6 transcription factor
Exons: 6
Coding region: 1-1572 (523 amino acids)
Biological process (GO): positive regulation of transcription by RNA polymerase II
Cellular component (GO): nucleus
Molecular function (GO): DNA-binding transcription factor activity, RNA polymerase II-specific; transcription cis-regulatory region binding; zinc ion binding
Source: RefSeq, a predicted model, not a curated record